AUGGAUUCUAGAACAGUUGGUAUAUUAGGUGGCGGACAAUUAGGGCGCAUGAUUGUUGAAGCCGCUAACAGGCUCAACAUCAAGACGGUCAUAUUGGAUGCUGAAAAUUCUCCUGCGAAGCAAAUAACCAACUCCAAUGAGCACGUCAACGGCUCCUUCUCAAAUCCUCUUGAUAUCGAAAAAUUAGCUGGAAAAUGUGAUGUAUUGACUAUUGAGAUUGAGCAUGUUGACGUUCCAACAUUGAAGAAUCUUCAGGUCAAACACCCCAAAUUGAAAAUUUACCCUUCUCCAGAAACAAUUGGGUUGAUACAAGACAAAUACAUUCAAAAAGAGCAUCUAAUCAAAAAUGGUAUCGCUGUCACGAAAAGCGUUCCUGUGGAACAACCUAGUGAAACGUCACUAUUGAAAGUUGGAAAUGAUUUCGGCUUCCCAUUUGUUCUCAAAUCGAGAACUUUAGCGUACGAUGGGAGAGGCAACUUUGUUGUUAAGAAUAAGGACACAAUUUCGGAAGCUUUGGAAGCAUUGAAGAAUCGCCCUUUGUAUGCUGAAAAAUGGGCACCAUUUACUAAAGAAUUAGCAGUCAUGAUUGUAAGAUCUGUCGAUGGUUUGGUGUUUUCAUACCCGAUUGUAGAAACCAUUCACAAAGACAAUAUUUGUGACCUAUGUUACGCACCAGCCAGAGUCCCAGAUUCCGUUCAGCUUAAGGCAAAGUUAUUGGCUGAAAACGCAAUCAAAUCUUUCCCCGGUUGCGGUAUAUUUGGUGUAGAAAUGUUCUACCUAGAAACUGGAGAAUUGCUAAUUAACGAAAUUGCUCCAAGACCCCACAACUCUGGGCAUUACACAAUUGAUGCCUGUGUUACCUCCCAAUUCGAAGCUCAUUUAAGGUCAAUCUUAGAUUUGCCGAUGCCAAAGAAUUUUACAUCUUUUUCUACCAUCACAACAAACGCCAUAAUGCUGAAUGUUCUUGGAGAUAAGCAAACGAAAGAUAAAGAACUAGAAACAUGCAAAAGAGCUUUGGCUACUCCAGGCUCGUCGGUAUAUUUAUACGGUAAAGAGUCCAAACCCAACAGAAAAGUGGGUCAUAUAAAUAUCAUAUCUUCAAGUAUGGACGAAUGUGAACAAAGACUGAAUUACAUCACAGGCAGAACCGAUAUCCCAAUCAAAAUUUCUGUUGCUCAAAAGUUGGAUUUAGAGGCAAUGACCAAACCAUUGGUUGGUAUUAUAAUGGGAUCAGACUCUGAUUUGCCAGUGAUGUCUGCCGCAUGUACGGUUUUGGAAGAUUUUGGUGUUCCAUUUGAGGUGACAAUAGUCUCCGCUCAUAGAACUCCACAUAGAAUGUCAGCAUAUGCCAUUUCAGCAGGUCAGCGCGGUAUCAAGACAAUUAUCGCAGGUGCCGGUGGUGCAGCCCAUUUACCGGGCAUGGUGGCGGCAAUGACACCACUGCCUGUCAUCGGUGUACCUGUUAAAGGUUCUUGUCUAGAUGGUGUAGAUUCUUUACAUUCAAUCGUGCAAAUGCCUAGAGGUGUUCCAGUAGCCACUGUUGCCAUUAACAAUAGUACAAAUGCCGCAUUAUUGGCCGUCAGAUUGCUUGGUGCUUAUGAUUCAAAGUAUACUACAAGAAUGGAAAAUUUUCUAUUGAAGCAAGAGGAAGAAGUUCUCGCUAAAGCACAAAAAUUAGAAACCAUCGGUUACGAAGCUUAUUUAGAAAGCAAAUAA
Saccharomyces kudriavzevii IFO 1802 is the source of this 1716-nucleotide messenger RNA. It is a transcript of the gene ADE2, whose product is annotated as phosphoribosylaminoimidazole carboxylase ADE2. Bases 1 to 1716 code for a protein of 571 amino acids. The transcript has a single exon. Gene Ontology annotation, biological process: 'de novo' IMP biosynthetic process. Lineage: Eukaryota; Fungi; Ascomycota; Saccharomycetes; Saccharomycetales; Saccharomycetaceae. The record is from RefSeq and is a predicted model, not a curated record. Gene Ontology annotation, molecular function: ATP binding; metal ion binding; phosphoribosylaminoimidazole carboxylase activity.